GAUAUCUUCUCGAUAGUCCGAAAAAUUUGUGUUAUAUGAUAUUCUUUUUGAAUUCUAGAAACGUCACUUUUUAAAGUAAAGAAUAAAAGCGCAUCGGCGCUCACCAUUUCCCAAUUUUAUCCAAUGCAUAAUGUAAACAGGAACAAGUAAACAACUGAAAGGAAGAAUUUUUAUUUUACGAAAGAACGUGUUUGGUUUUUAAGGCUUUGUAAUUCUAUUAUGUACCCCUUCCAUAUUCAGGAAAAAAAGAUAUAGAUAACAAGACAUGCCACGUUCCAACAGAAGUCGUAGCACUCAGUGCGGUAGAGAGGCCCAUCGGAACAGAACUCGAAGCCGGCACAGGUCCUCCUCACGCAGGAAUAGCCGACGUAAACUGAAGGAGAAGAAUUUCUGGUCCGCAUUAUGUAGCAUGGUAGCCAUCGUCAUCAUGUGCACUUCACUUGCUGAGCCACGAUGGAUCUCACUGCACGGGGGAGGGUGUCGGCUACGUGAUUGUAUCCCUCUCGAUCACAUUGGAACUUAUCAGUUCUUCUAUAGUGGCCAGUUCGUAGAUUCUUAUGAUUUUACCUGUCAAGAUGGAAUGUCAGGGAGUCACUUAGUUUACAAGUAUGGAGAGGAUUCAUUUAAUUUGAUGGACAACUGUGUGACCCAUAAAGCUGUAAAGCUGAUGAAGACAAUCAUUUCCUUCACAUUUCUGGCCAUGCUGUGCACACUGUGCGCAUUUAUCCUGGAUCUGGUGGGACCCACACAGCGGUCCCUGAAACUCAUACACAGAAAUGCCAUCUUUAGUAUCAUAGCAGUCAUUCUUUGUGUGAUCAUAGACUUGUUCUGCUACUGGCUAGUGUCGGAGGUGCUCUUCCUGCAGAAAAUGACCAAACUCCACACAGGAAGUAAGGUGACUGUGACCUUCGACAUCAGUUUCUACCUAAUCGCCGCGGCCGGCGGGAUGGGAGUGUUUGCCACCGCAUUAAACUGUUUACGGAGAUACCCAGUGAACGAGGACGACCAAUCGCACUCUCUGUUAGAGGCAGAGCACGCCAUUGACUGCGUCCCCCCAGAACCCAUCGGUGGCUUGCCGGACAACCACCCCCCUCCUCCACCUUACUCUGCAUAACAUAGUUACACUCUGUCAAACAGCCCUGUGAAAACUAACACCCCCUCCCCAAGCAGAUUUAUCCUGUUUUUCUAUGUGCAUGUGAAUACAUGUAUACUGAUAUCUCAUUGAAGGUUCUGUGACAGUUGGAUCGAUACAGGCUAUGCAUUUAUUUCUUUUUUU
Molecule: messenger RNA, 1276 nt
Organism: Magallana angulata
Lineage: Eukaryota; Metazoa; Mollusca; Bivalvia; Ostreida; Ostreidae
Product: transmembrane protein 127-like
Exons: 4
Coding region: 266-1114 (282 amino acids)
Biological process (GO): negative regulation of cell population proliferation; negative regulation of TOR signaling
Cellular component (GO): membrane
Source: RefSeq, a predicted model, not a curated record